Molecule: messenger RNA, 1742 nt
Organism: Pocillopora verrucosa
Lineage: Eukaryota; Metazoa; Cnidaria; Anthozoa; Scleractinia; Pocilloporidae
Source: RefSeq, a predicted model, not a curated record
AUUUUAGAGCGCCUUAACGCUGGUGAGGUUUUAGUAGGAGAUGGAGGGAUGACAUAUGCCUUGGAAAAACGAGGAUAUGUAAAAGCAGGACCUUGGACACCGGAAUGCAACGUGGAACAUCCCGACGGAGUUCGCCAGCUUCAUCGUGAGUUUCUUCGAGCAGGAGCUGACGUCAUUCAAGGUUUCACAUUCUCUAUGGACGAUGACUUGGGAGGAGACCAUGCCAAAUAUGGGACCCAGAGAAUAAACCAAGCAGCGUGCGACCUUGCCAAGGGCGUGGCACAAGAAGGAGGGGUGUACUUUGCAGGUUGUAUAUGUCAGACUGCUUUCUUGUAUCAGAAAGGUGCUGGAAAAGAUGUUGUAAUGAAGAAGUUUAGAGAUGAAAUCGAGAUUUUCGUUCAGAAUGAUGCGGAUAUUCUCAUUGGCGAGUUCUUUGCUAAUGUAGAAGAAGCGGAAUGGGCAGUAGAGGUGAUGAAGUCCACAGGAAAACCAGUAGCCAUUACCAUGCAAAUUGGACCAAAGGGUGACAUGCAGAAUGUACCGUCAGGCGAAUGUGCAGUGAGGCUGGCAAGGGCUGGUGCUGACCUGGUAGGUGUUAACUGUUGCUUUGAUCCUGAGAAAAGUUUACAGACCAUUAGUCUGAUGAAAGAGGCGUUAGAUAAGGAAGGACUUAAAACCUACCUGAUGGUUCAACCGGUGGGUUAUCAUACUCCAGAUACUGAAAUAGGAUUUGUUGAUUUACCAGAGACUCCGUUUGCCUUAGAGCCUCGCACAUUAACUCGCUGGGAUGUGCACAAGUACGCUCGGCGGGCCUACGACAUGGGAGUGAGGUACAUCGGUGGUUGUUGUGGUUUUCAACCAUACCACAUCCGGGCUAUAGCAGAAGAGCUUGCUCCUGAACGAGGUAGAUUACCCGCCGCCAGCGAAAAACACAGUCCUUGGGGAGAGGCACUCAAACAUCAUUCGGUAGACUCGAUUCGAGCAAGGGCUAAUCGAGCGUACUGGGAAAACCUCAAGCCAGCCUCUGGUCGACCGUUUUGUCCUUCAUUUAGUGGACCGAGAGGAUCUGGCCAACCUCAAUAAAGUAAGGUUUGCAAGAGUAUUGUCAAAAAGGAGAGAAUCAAACAGAAGUGAGUGUGGUGAACCCCCUUUUUUCUAUGAAAUUUUUGUUUUCAGCCCAACAUGUUACAGCAUUGGACAUAUCUGCAACAAGUUCUCUUUCUAUCAAAUCAUUUUAGGCCUCCAGUAUUAACUAAAACAUUAUCAUGUCCACAUGCCUCUCAAAAAAAUGGUAUACUGAAACUGUUAUAAAUUUACCUUUACAACCUCCUGCCCCACAAUGCCGCCAACAAUGGCACACACAGGACUCACUUCUGCAGUACAGUAGCUGUCAGUUGGAAAGUAUUAUAAAAACAUUGUUAUCAGCAAAUAACUAAAAAUUUCUGGAACUUUUUACAGUCUCAAGUUGAUAGAAAAUCAUUUUUCAUCAAACAUCAUAGACACAAAAAGCUAACAGUGAACACACUUACGAAGCAAAUUCCUCAGGAAGAAGUGUCACAUCAAGGUUCAGUUCUUUCAUUAUAUCAUCUCGUAGUAUCAACAAUUUCUCCUUGUCCCCAGAGCUUGUGGAAGUCUGUGGCAGUCGGCCAUACUGGCUGCGAAAUCUUAGCAGAACUGUAAAAUCAAGGUUAAAUAAAGGAACAGUACAUAUGAAAAAGGAGAGCAAAGUUUUAAAAUUUUUU